This is a messenger RNA of Helicoverpa zea (corn earworm), 4847 nucleotides long. RefSeq lists its product as uncharacterized. The transcript has 6 exons. The record is from RefSeq and is a predicted model, not a curated record. Bases 409 to 2391 code for a protein of 660 amino acids. Lineage: Eukaryota; Metazoa; Arthropoda; Insecta; Lepidoptera; Noctuidae.
CGGCGAGAUCUCCCGGGCGAACGUCGUGCGCGGACGAAAACUCCCGGACGCCGGACAAAAUUCGAUCAGUGCCCUCGUAAUAAUUAAAAAAAGUAAUCGAACUGUCAAAAAAUGCGUCUGCCGCGUUUUCGAGCUGUCACAUUUGAAUUUGGAAUUAAUUUCUUUUUUAUUCGGCCAGUGUGAGAGUGGAGGUUCCGCGUGUGAUUGUGACCUUUGUUUUAGAAAAAAAAACGGUAUUCGGUUAUUGUCACAUUAUUUUUUAUGUUCUAGUGUGGUGACGAUUUGUGAUAACCGAUUCGGACAUGCGAUUUAGGAUGUCUGCCGACAACCACUGAAGCGCCGAAGAUCCCCUCAUUAAAAAUGAACUGACACUCCAAAAAUAAUAAUGUACUCUUGAUCAAAGGAAAGAUGACAAACGUAAAAUUAAAACUUAUGUUCUUCCUGCUGAAUGCUUUACUAACCGCGGAUAUAGUUCACGCGAGACCGUACUCCGACAUGAACAACACAGACAUCGUGCUGAAGUUUGGGAAUAACAACAACACUUUUCAUUUACCCAUCGAUCCUAACUCUGAUACUCUAAUCGUAGCUGAAGAGACUGAAGAAGAAAUAAGAGAAACUGACAGAACAUCUAAAUCGGAGCUAGAAGAUUUAAUGAAUGCAGAACAAGGGAGGGAUGAGGAUUUAUCGAAGAAGGUUAUGAGAGAUCAGACGAAGAUUGUUGAUGUUCCUAACAGUGGCGCUGAGGCGGGCGCAGCCGAAAAACAAACGAACAUAUCAAGUAGUUUGCUAGAUGAUAUCAUCAAUUCGGAGACAGACAGAGAAGAUACUAUUACAGAUAUUCUUUUCAGGCCAGAAUCGGAGUUUGCCGAAGAUAUGCCAAAGUUUGAAUUUUUGAUAGCAGCUAAAAUAAAUGAGAGUGACUUUUUAAAUAGAAGUGUAGGUGAGGUGGACAGGGAUAGAAACAGUAGUGAUGUGCUGAAGAAGGUGGACUAUGUGGAGCUGGUGGAGGUGGCGAGGCCGUCGAAGGAGAACAAGAGUGCGCUGAUGAUGAACAUCACUGGGCAUGAGGUGGAUAACGAUUUGGCUCCAGAUACGAGCUACUCGGAUGUGCAGACUUUGUUCCUCGCGUGCUUCGGGACGUUGCUGCCGCUGCUGGCUGUGCUCUUCGCUACGCUGCUCAUUAGGUGUCUCUGCCGUCGCUACUGCCCCACGUUCUGCAAGAAGCCGACAGGAUCCACCACCUCCGACAGCAGCGAGAAGCAAGAUGCUAAUCAUCAACAGUUGAAGUCUCCAACGGAAGAGAGUACCGGUACCGAUGGCGGGGAGGCUCCGGCUGCCAACGGCUCCAUCUUCACCAUGACCUUGAAGAACAACCAUCUCAUUGUGGAAACUGAGGAGAGGAAUGACAUAACUAAAAACGGUCGAGAAACCAAAAUGAAGUAUUCACCUGACAAUGAUGGCAUCUUCGUUGUAGAGGUUCAGCAGUCAGCGGCUUACAGACCCAACAAGAACAUCCAAAACUCUCCACAGCAUGAUCCUCAAAUCUCCACCAACCAGGCCCUCAUACACCGCGUUCCUGAUGAAUUGGACAAGAAGAUAGAAGAAGACAGUGAAAGAAGCAGCGAGAAGUUUGAAAGAGAUAAGGCACUAGCUUUAUCUAGUACGGGACUUUCAAUUUCAGACCUUAGCAUGUCAUCCAUUGGUUCCCAUAACGUCAGCUAUUCUUACAGCAGUCAGAUGGGCUACGAACAAGGUCCAUUUGGAUAUCCCGUGUACGUUGGCUAUGAUACAUCUAAAGACGAUAUGCCAGAAGGUAUAGUUAACGAUAAUUCCCAAGAACCUUUGAUUACCAAAACGCCAACUGACCCUGAUAAGCCUGUAGUAACCGCAGCCAUUUUUAAGCAAGAUUCCAUUAUAGGUAGCGAAGCGCUGCAAGGACCAGGCUACUGUAUCGAAGGCUCAACUGACGGACCGUUGCUAUCAGAUGUUCAAGCGAGAGAAUACAGCUUACAGCACCUUCACGACCAGAAAAAAAUGGAGAACGGUGUAGCAGUUCCUGUGGCAGAGAAAGUGGAAGGUUUAAAAUCGUUAAAUCGAGCUGACAGUCUUCCAGUGCGGUUAGAAGAAGAUGAAGUUGAAAAAGUACCGAUGGAAACUAUCAAAGAAGACGACGGCUCUGGCAAAGAUGUUUUGAAAUGUAAGAGAGGGUCAUUGCCGAUUAUAAAGACGGAUAUGUACGAAUCAGUGAAGGACGUGAUUUUACCUUCGGGGUCUCCGAAGUUUGAGAAGCUGAUGAAUGAGACGUCGCCGGGGGAUGGAGCAUACGACUCGCCUCCAAUGAUCACGAUCACAGAGGAGAGUGAAUCCAGCAAGUCUGAUGGCACGAGUUAAUUUUAGCGCUCGUUUUUAUGUAUAUAGUAUGUUUCAGGUUGUUUUUAAUGUGUUGAAGUGCGGUGUCGGGGAACGCGAUAAGAAACCAGAUUUUUUUAUCAUUUUAUUCAUGACAAUUCUUUGACUUUUUGAUUGACUUGAUUGUUAUAACACAUUUUUCUUCUUAUAUCUUUCUGAUCUUCACCUGACCUGGUAUUAUCUUCCCCAUCGACACCGUGUAUCCUAGUAAAUAAUUUUGUAAAAUCUAUUAAUGUAGUCGUAAGCUUGGAGUCACCUCGUUUCAUUGCGUUCAGGUUCUGCCACUAGUUACCCUGACCGUUCUGUGUGUCGCUCCGUAGGUGAAUUUGUAUAAAUUAGAUUAUUGCUGGCAUAUUUGGAUGAUAUAUUUUGUGAAGGUUAGGGGAUGGCUCUUGAAGGUCAACGAAUAAAGAUAUUUCAAGUAUACAGAAAAUAUUGUGAUUAGCAUCAAAUAUUGUAAAGGGAUCUGGGAGAAGAAGGGAACUGAGUUAGCCAAUUGGUGGUAAAUAUGAUGUAAUGGCUAAGCUUGAUGGCGAUUUUGGAAGACAGGAGGAAUACAGGUGGUGGGCUAUUGAAAUGUUAGACAUUUUUAUGGGAAGUCUCAAUUACUGCUAUAAGGUCGAUAUCAGAAUUAGUAUCGCUUCUUAAUUCUUUUCUAGGAAUAUUUCAUCGGUACCCGUAAGUUUCGGUAUCGGCUUUAUAGUGUUAAUUGAUGACAGUUGUAUUGUUUUUGAUGUUGAUAUGUCAUUUAAAUAUACCGGUAUUUAGGGGUUAAGGAUGAACUUUGAAACUUGAGAUCAGAUUCGUUGAUGGUUAAAAGUUGACAGUUGAAUUCAAAUUAGUGAUCCAGCUGCUUUUAACAGUAUUGUUGCUAAAACACUUGAAACUGUAAAUUCUAUAAAAGAUUUUAGGCAAUUAUUUUGAUCAUUUUACCAAGUGACUUUGACUGGGGUCAAGAGUUAAUGUAGUCUGAGUUUUAUUGUGUUUUUGACUUCAACUUCAUCAUGUAACCAUUGGGUCUGUGGUGCAAGGCUGUCGUUUCCAUGAUAUGUACAUUUCUGUUCUUCAUCGUUGUGGCCAAAUAGAUGUAUGUAUAGACUAAGUGAUAGUGGGGGAAUGUUGACAGGGCUAUCAUUUAUAAUGUCAUUUCUAUCAAAUCUGUCUUGAGGAAAGAAAACUAUGGAAGGCAUGUUUUAUGUGGAAGGUAUUUAUUUCCAGGGUAUGACGAUAAUUUCCUUGGUAUGUUUUCGAGCUAAUUAUUACCUAGUUUACUCUUAAUUUAAUUUGUAAUUCGAAGGAAUAGUGUAGGUUAAAUGGAAAUUACUGAGCUCAAGAGGUCUUUGCCUAAAUUUUAUCCUAUCCUAUUUUGAAAUAAUGGUUGAAUAACAUAAAUUAUUAUAUACUGUGUGAUACAGAUGACCCUGUCAACAUUUAAGUUCUGCAUUUACACCAAAUUUCGCUACUAACUAGUUUAAGAUACUUAUUGUUAAAAAGUAUUUAUAAAAUUAAGGAAUUGAUUCCAGUAUUCGAAGCUCUUUUAAUUUGUAUUCAUAUAGUUUAUAAAUAAAAUAUUAUUUGUUAGUUAUUAGGUAUGAUAAAGUUAGUUUUGCUCAGUUUUUGAAAUUAUUUUUAAAGUUGUGAUAGAAUUUAUAGAUAUUAUGAAAACUAAUGUUUUUGUCAUAAAGGUUUCUGUCGAAUAAAGUGUAAUGAAAGUCAACUGAUUUUAACACAACAAAUUCACGUGUAUUUUAUAGAUUUUAUUUUUAACAACAUAACAUAAUAAGAAUUUAUAAAAUACAAAUAUAAAGUUAAGGCAUUAAUACCUUCCCGAACACAAGUUUACAAUACGAAUGUUACGGAGUUACACUACAGUCGACAGAUGUCUUUAUCUAUAUUUAGUUUGAGCGUUAGUGCCGUCCGCGAGACAAACGAAAUGUUUACGUGCCAAAUCAACCUUUAUGAAGAGAAAACCUGUAUUAAACUAUACAGUUUUACGGAUUUUUAAACUGGUUUUAAAGAAAAAUGUAAUUUUGAUUUUAAGGAUUGAACGCGUUCUAAUGUCAUUUGAGCAUCUUUGGCAGUCUGACAGGCAGUCGUUCCUUGUGAAAUACUGGUAUAUACUCAUCUGCAUCCCAACAUAGUUCAGAAAAGGCUAGGCAGACCUUAAAUAAAAAUACAAGUUCAGAAAAUUAUCUUUGGUUCUUUUUGCUCGGAAAAUCCGUAAAGCUAUAGUAGUAUAAUAAAAUGGAAUAUUCGCGUAAAUUGAUUAUGAAUUAAAGAAAUUAUGAUUUCGUUGUAGGCUAGUUCAAAAGCUAAGAGUUUGAGAAAUAUAAAUUAGCAUGUAAGUGAUAAUUAUUGUAUGUAAAUGAAUUUAGUUUGCAUUAAUGAUUUUAAUAUUUUAUUUGAAGUUACUUUUAUAAAAUAAAUUUAAAGUGAUU